AUGUCCUUCCAAACACAACCGGCAUACGUGCAUUACGGUACCUGGGACUAUAAGACGCGUCAACAUGAAUGCAUGAAUUGGAUGGAAAGGUACACCAACGCCGUCGACUCCAAAGCCUGGGACACCGAACCCUUCUCCAAUUGGUCCACUUCGGAUCACACACUCCUACAAUCCACUGGCGAGACUGUUCCUGGCGGCGACUCCUCCUGGUCCUCGCUGCGCACUGAAGUCUACGCUCCGUUCGCCCAGCACCAUCACGACCCGCAGUUUUUCAUGCUUGGUGUCGCUACACUCCACUGGAAUCUUGUUGCCCCUGGAGAGGAGGCGAAAGUCAAGGGCAGAGAUGGCAAAGAGUGGGAUGGAUCAGGUCCUGCUGCGUUCAAUUUUCGAUAUGUGAAGCAAAGUGAUGGUGGGAUUUGGAUAAGCAGGAGUGCGAUUUUCGCAGAUCCCACUGUGGCGGUUGUGGCGAUGCUGAAAAGAGGUAUGAUGAAGCCUGAGGAUUUCCUAAAGUAG
This is a messenger RNA of Cucurbitaria berberidis CBS 394.84, 513 nucleotides long. RefSeq lists its product as uncharacterized. The record is from RefSeq and is a predicted model, not a curated record. The transcript has 3 exons. The coding region runs from base 1 to 513 and encodes 170 amino acids. Lineage: Eukaryota; Fungi; Ascomycota; Dothideomycetes; Pleosporales; Cucurbitariaceae.